AUGUCAAACGCAAAUUCAAAUGAAUUGAGUAGUCCUAUUGAUCAAAUGUCUUAUGUUAUUUUUCUUUCUACUCAAGAUUUAUCUACAAGCUCAGUCAUGGAUGAUGCCACUACAAAUGUUGAUGAAUCAAAUCAAAACAAAGAAAAAGAGGAUGAGGAAAAUUCAUUUUGUCUAAAGAAAAGGAAGCAGACUUCGAAAGUGUGGACUAAGUUUAAGAAAAUUACACUUUCUGAUGGAACAAUGAAGGCAGAAUUAAGAGAAGUCAUUGCUCAUAUGAUUCUUGUUCAUGAGUUGUCAUUCAACUUUGUAGAGUAUGAGGUCUUCAAUUUGUUAAUGAGAACUACAACUUCAUAUUAUCAUAAGGUUAGUCGUGCAACUGCAAGGAAAGAUUGUUUUUCUGUGUAUGAAAUUGAGAAGAAAAAAGUGCAGGCAUUACUGAAGGACACUGACAAGUUACAAAAACAUACUUUGAAUUUUUGUGAUGUCCCACCACCUCAUACAGGAGUUGUUAUAUGUGAUGUCCUACAAAAAUGCUCAGUUGAAUGGGGCAUCGAAGAUAAGGUAUGGACUAUUAGUGUUGAUAAUGCCAGGUAUAAUGAUGUUGCUGUUAGGAUGUUGAAGGAUAAUAUUGCUUACAAGAAUAGUCUUGCACAUCAUGGUAAAUUAUUUCAUGUGAGAUGUUGUGCACAUAUUUUGAAUUUAUUAGUGCAGGAUGGUUUGUCUGAGAUUGCAGAUAUAAUUAAAAAUGUGCGUGAAAGUGUAAAACAUCUUGUUGUUUCUAAGUCUCGCUGUUUAAUUUUUAGUGAAAUUGCAAAGCAAUUGAAAUUACCUUCCAAGAAGCUUCUUUUAGAUUGUGGCACAAGGUGGAAUGCAACUUAUUUCAUACUAUCAGCUGCUUUGAAGUUUAAAGAUGUCUUCCCUCGAUAUCAGCAAAGAGAUUCAAGUUAUACAUAUUUGCCUAGUGAGGAUGAUUGGCAAAAGGUUAAGGAAGUGUGCUCUUUUCUUGAAGAAUUUAAUGAAAUUACCAAUGUUAUUUCAGGUACUGAAUAUCCAAUUUCAAAUUUAUUUCUUCCUGAACUUCAUUCAAGAAAAAAAUUAUUAGAUAAAGCACAUGAAAAUGGGGAUAUUUAUAUGAAAGCCAUGGUUGGUAAGAUGAAAUCUAAAUUUGAUAAGUAUUUGGGUGAUUGUAAUUUGUUGAUUUUUCUAGCAGCUUGUUCUCGUCCUCGUCCUCAUCAUCAGCUUCAUCUGCUUGAUCAGGAGGCUGUGCAGAAUUUCCCUCACUGGGAGCUGAAGGCUGGCUGCCUUGCCUUUGACUCACAAGCUACAUAA
This is a messenger RNA of Manihot esculenta (cassava), 1329 nucleotides long. RefSeq names its product zinc finger BED domain-containing protein RICESLEEPER 2-like. The transcript is spliced from 4 exons. The coding region runs from base 1 to 1329 and encodes 442 amino acids. The record is from RefSeq and is a predicted model, not a curated record. Gene Ontology annotation, molecular function: DNA binding. Lineage: Eukaryota; Viridiplantae; Streptophyta; Magnoliopsida; Malpighiales; Euphorbiaceae.